Molecule: messenger RNA, 3805 nt
Organism: Notolabrus celidotus (New Zealand spotty)
Lineage: Eukaryota; Metazoa; Chordata; Actinopteri; Labriformes; Labridae
Exons: 22
Coding region: 204-3212 (1002 amino acids)
Biological process (GO): positive regulation of BMP signaling pathway
Source: RefSeq, a predicted model, not a curated record
GCCCAGCUUGUCUGUGAUGAGGCGGCCCUACAGCGCACUGAGGAUAAUCGCAGGUGGUUAAGGGUUACAAUCUGCCGACAAGAGGCAACAGAAGGUGUCGAUUUGUGUCUGACGGAGCAUUCAUCUGACGCAGAUUUAUGGUACAUUUUUCCCCCCGAGAUCGAGUUUUUUUGUGUUUCUUUUCCCCUCUCCCUCUAUGAUCCAUGAUGCGGUUCUCGGCUCGGUUUGUCGCCAGUUGCGCCCUAGUCAUCCUCUGCACGCUCCGGCUGAUUGACGGGGCUAAAGGACAGCGGCAAUGUAGUGAGACGGACUACUACUACGAGUACACAGAGUGUGACAGCACAGGAUCUCGCUGGAGAGUGGCCAUCCCACAGAGCCCAGGGGCCUGUACUGGACUACCAGAGCCAGUCAGCGGCACUAAGUGCACCUUCUCAUGCGAGGCCGGAGAGUUCCUUGAGAUGUCAGCUCAGGAGUGCACCCACUGUGCAGCAGGAAGCUAUUCCCUUGGCAGUGGCAUACGCUUCGACCAGUGGGAUUCCUUGCCGGCUGGAUUCAGUAGCUUGGCAACCUCCCUGGAAAACAGUCCUACUGGAGCUGACACCCUCACCUGCAACAGCUCCUCCUGGGUGCCUCAAAGAAGCUACCUGGAGUCCAACAGGGAUGAGUGCACAGUCUCUCUUAUUUAUGCUGUCCACCUGAAGAAACAGGGCUCUGUCAGCUUCGAGUACCAGUAUCCAGACAACAACCUGCUGUUUGAGUUUUUUAUCCAGAACGACCAGUGCCAGGAGAUGGGUCAGUCAUCGGAUGCCAAAUGGCUCAAGCUUACCAAUCACGGUGAAUGGGCGACACAUACAGUGAACCUGAAAUCUGGCACCAACAUCAUGUACUGGAGGACAGGUGGAGUCCUGAUGGGGACCAAAGUGGUAAAGCCUGUUUUACUGAAAAAUGUUCAAAUAGAAGGAGUCGCUUACACGUCUGAGUGUUUUCCAUGUAAGCCGGGGACAUUCAGUCAUGUCCCAGGCUCCUCCACCUGUGAUCCCUGCCCACGCAACACUUAUUCCGGUCACGGUGCCAGCUCCUGCACCCCCUGCAACACCACCACUCAGUAUGCAGCGGAGGGAUCCGCUGUGUGUAGAGACAAACCUCCAUGUUCAAAGAAAGACUAUUUCCAGAUCCACACAGCAUGUGACCAAGAAGGCAAGACGCAGAUAAUGUACAAGUGGAUUGAACCUAAGAUCUGUCUGGAGGGAGCGGCUGGAGCCGACUUGUUGCCUCCAGGUGGAGAACGAGAGCCCUGCCCCCCCUGUAACCCUGGUUUCUUUAACAAUGAUACAGCCACCUGCUCACCAUGCCCACCUGGGACCUAUUCUGAUGGGAUGAAACCGUGCACAAAGUGUCCUGCAGGCACUGAGCCCACCCUGGGUUACGAGUUUAAAUGGUGGAAUGUUCUUCCUGCAAACAUGAAGACUUCCUGUUUCAAUGUGGGCAACUCCAAAUGCGACAGUAUGAACGGCUGGGAGGUGGCAGGUGAUCACAUCCAGAGUGGAUCGGGAAGCUCAGAUAAUGAUUACCUCAUCCUCAACAUCCAUGUUCCUGGCUUCAAGCUCCCUACAUCAGUGUCCAGCCAGUCUGGGACAGAAUUUGGUCGUAUCACAUUUGAAUUUGAAACUGUGUGCCAAGCAGACUGCGAGCUCUACUUCAUGAUGGAUGUAAACAGGAAGAGCACUACCGUGGUGGAGUCGUGGGAGAGAACAAACGCAAGACAGACGUUCACACACAUCAUGACAAAGAAUGCAUCAGUGUCGUACACGUGGGCUUUCCAGAGGACUAACCAACCUUCAGAAGUACGCAGAAGUCUCAAUGACAUGGCACGAAUUUACUCCAUCACAGUGAGUAACGCUGUCGAUGGAGUGUCCUCCAGCUGCCGGGCCUGUGCCCUUAGCACCCAGCCCUCCAGCUCUGCGUGUGUGCCAUGCCCACCUGGACAUUACAUAGACGCAAGCACCAGCCAGUGCACGGAGUGUCCACGCAACACAUACCUCAUUUCUCACUCCACACCAGGCCCAGAUGCCUGCAAGCCCUGUGGACCAUCCAGCAUGAGUGACAAGGACCACAGGUUAUGUUACAGUGACUGUCACUUCACACACAUAGAAGGAAAUGUCACUCUGACUUAUGACUUCAGCCGUCUUGGAUCUGUGGGAUCUCUGAUGAACGGUCCCAGCUUCACCUCCAAAGGAACCAAAUACUUCCACCAUUUUAACAUCAGCCUGUGUGGAGGAGAGGGUCAGCUUGCAGUAUGCACGGACAAUGUCACCGACCUCUCUAUUGCGGACUCCCAGAGAGAGAAAGGCGAAGGAUCCACUGCUGUCAAGACCUUCAUCUGUCAGUCCACAAUAAUCCCAGCUAACGGACGAGGCUUCCACACAGCACUUGCGUCGCAGUCCAUCAACCUAGCCGACGUGUUCCUUGGAGCGACAGUCGACAGUACACUUAAUGGAAUAAAAGCAGGACCUGAGCUGUACCCGCAAACCUCCAAAAAGGUUCCUGAUGUCAACUUCUACUACAGGUCCUUGGAGGCAACCUCGUCUUGUGAUUCAGGCCGGAGUGCUGUGGUGACUCUUCGCUGUAACCCAGAGAAGAACACUAAAGAAGAUCUCUCGGUUCCCAGUGGGUGCCCGGCAGGAACCUGUGACGGCUGCACCUUUAAUUUCUUAUGGGAGAGCUCUGGAGCGUGUCCCACAUGCACAGAGAGGGACUACCAUCAGAUAGAGGGAGCCUGCAAGGGAGGACAGCAGGACAUGCUGUAUGUGUGGACGGAGCCCAAGCUGUGUAUUGGAGGAGUAACACUGCCUGAAAAGAAAACAUUACCCUGUGAGGGGAUGGAGUUUUGGAUCCGGCUCGGUGCAGGGCUCGGAGCCUUCACUGCCGUGCUGCUUGUCUCCCUCACCUGCUACUUCUGGAAGAAGAACAAAAGGUUGGAAUACAAGUACUCUCGCUUGGUGAUGUCUGCCAAUAAGGAGUGUGAGAUGCCAGGAGCUGACAGCUGUGCUGUGAUGGAAGGAGAGAACGAGGGAGACAUGGAGGAUGAAGUUGUGUACACAAAACCCUCUUUACUUGGAAAGCUCAAAGCCAUAGCAUCUAAGAAAAACGGAGAGAACUUUGAACAUGUGCAGCUUAACUCAUCCCAUUCAAAAGCAUUGGUUUGGAGCUAGAGUGGCAGAAACUGGCUGAGAGGGGAAGGAUGAGAUCCUCAAAAGACUUUACACUGGACAACCCCUUUAGCCAACCACCCCCUCUUUAAGCUUUGGUUCCUGGAACUGUGUGGUCAUUCACAAACACACACAUCAAGCACCUGGAGCCGGGUUCGGAGGAGUCACGCAAACACGGUGGCCUUAAAGCUUGUUACGACGGAUUCGUCCCACCUGAAGCAGAAUGCUGUGCUGCUGGUGUGUGUGAUGGACACUUCCUGGUAAUAUAUGAUAAAAACUGAUGUCAGAAAGGCUGUUAGAGGAGCUCAGGGUAAGACAAGGACCUAAUUGAUUGAUGUUCUGUUUGUAUUAGUUUCAGUCUAUGUAGUGUCUAACAUGUCUUUAAAAAGCUGUGGUGUCAUUACCAGGCUGGAUAUGUGUCUAUUUUCCAAAGAUGUUUACACAGACUGCUCUGUUCUAGCCAUUUGAAGCUGCUAUCUUCUCUUCUUUUUGUUCUGCUGCUGACAAAUUGAAAAUGAAGAUGUCAUGUGAACUGAGGGAAGGUUGUGUUAUCGACUGUCCAUGUACGUCAAAUAAAAUAUGGUGUAUUUAUGUAA